AUUUGGACGCAAUGUUGGGGCCGCAGCAGUUCAGGGGCGUGGCCAACUUUAGCACAUUCCUAUUGGACCGUUCGUCUGGCGUUCUCUUCCUGGGUGCGAGAGAUGCCAUACUGGCCGUGGACACCAACAACCUGGCACAGCCACCACGCACGAUUGUGUGGGAUGUUCCUGAGGAGAAGAGGAGGUCCUGUGUGGCCAAGGGAAAGACAGAGGGUGACUGUAAUAACUACAUCCGUCUGUUAGAGUUUCUUGGAGACGGGUGGAUCUAUGCCUGUGGAACCUACGCUUUUGACCCACAAUGUGCCUUCGUGAACGUGUCUUCAUUCUCUCUGGAGCGAGGGGAGGAUGGAGGGGUGAGGAUGGAGACCGGGAAAGGGAAAUGUCCCUUUGAGCCCAGCCAGCACUAUACAGCUGUAAUGGCAGGAGGUAUCUUGUACACAGCUGCCACCAGUAACUUCCUGGGAACGUUGUUCGAUAUCUCCCGGGCAACCGGACAGGAGCAGGAACGUAUCCGCACCGAGAGAUCCAUCAACUGGCUCAGUGACCCAGAGUUCGUGUCCUCAGUGUUCAUAGAGCAGGACGAAGACAACAACCCAACAGGAGACGACAACAAGAUCUAUUUCUUCUUUACAGAGGUCGCCAAGGAGUACGACCUCUACACUAAGGUCAAAGUUCCCAGGGUCGCACGUGUCUGCAAGUCUGAUGUAGGUGGUAUGAAGACAUUACAGAGGCGUUGGACCACCUUCCUCAAGGCUCAGUUGGUGUGUGAGGACAGAGCCAGCGGACAGCGUUACAACAUACUGACCGAUGUCUACACGACACAACACACAUCUGGAGACCCUAGCUCAACACACUUCUACGGUCUCUUCACUUCUCAGUGGGAGUAUGAGGAGUUGUCAGCGGUGUGUGUGUACAGUCUGGCUGACAUCAGUAAAGUGAUGGACGGACCCUUUAAGGAACUGAAGAAGACCUGUGAGAACUGGAUCAACCCAGAACCAGUACCAACACCUAGACCAGGACAGUGUCUGAACAGUGCUCUGAGAGCGGAGGGCUUCGAGUCUUCUCUCAAGCUGCCGGACAAGGUGUUGACGUUUAUGAGAGACCACCCUCUGAUGGAGAACAGUGUGAUCGCAGUGCCUAUACUGGUGAGGAGGGGAGUCACAUACACUAAAGUAGCUGUUACCAGGACGACCACGCUGUCGCAGAGCAACGCAGCCACCGUGCUGCACCUGGGAACAGAUCGGGGGGAGCUCCACAGAGUAGUGGUGGUAGGACACAACACUACGCUACUACAGGAGAUACCUCUCUUCUCUGAACAGGAACCUGUCAACAACAUACUGCUACACAAGGGGCAGGCUCUAGUAGGUACCCCCCUAUCCCUGGCCCGUGUGGGGGCAGAGGGGUGCAGCCUGUACACCAACUGUGAGGUGUGUGCCCGGGCUAGGCCCCUGGGGUGUGUGUGGAGGGCCAAAGAGGGAACCUGUGGCCCCAGCAUGACAGAGCCCAUCCAGGGAGAGGAAGUAGAGGAUGCUCUGAAGCUGUGUGACAGUGGAGAAGGUCGUUGUUCCCCUGCCCUGAGGGAGCUGCGUGUCUCUGUGGGUCUCCAUGUUCUGUUGCCCUGCGUCCAGGUGUCACCACGCCCCUGUACCUGGGAACACCCACCACACAGACACACCCGUCAGCAUCACUCUGACCUGGAGGUCACUGUCACAGUGGAGAGCCUGGGGACAUACACAUGUCUAUGUCAGGAGGGUGGACCAGGGGGUAAGGAGGAGAGUCCUGCCUGUCGCAGAGCCUCCUACCAUCUCACCCUGGAGGAUCCCAGCGCUGGGGGGGCCGUGGCCACGGCUGGAGGACGUCACCUACUGGUCAUCUACAUACUCUGCUUCAGCCUGGGCGUUGCCAUCGGUGGCUUUCUCCUCCACUGCCUUUCCCGCCAACGCGGGAUUGGCCAGCGCCACCCAGACCACUCCCUUUCCUCUGAGAAAGGGCAGGACUUGCUGGGCUCCUCGGCGACGCCGCAGUCACCUAGCAGUGCCAGUUUGCUGUCGGAGGGGUUCCCAUUAACGGAGAAGAGAGGAAAUGGAACGCUGCUACUGACACACCACCACAACAACGGCAACGAUGGUCACCACGGCAACUACGGCAUCGUUGGCAGCAACGGCGGCUACAACGGUAACCGUGGCAACGGCGGCGGCCACGGCAACGGUGGCUACGCCAACAACGCUAACUGUAACGUGCAGACGGCAGCGAGCGCUGUGGAUGGGCUGAAGCUUCACGUUCAGGAGAUGGUGACGGGGGAGAGGAGCGGGGGAGAGAGGGAGAGCGGGAGGCCGGAGAGAGGACAGGGGGAUGAGGAGGACGAGGGGCUGGGGGAGGGGUUGGUGGGACUGGAGGAGGAAUUAGCGGGGUUUGCGUUGUUUAAGUUACCGGCACCAUUAGCCCAGUGUGAGGAGAGUUCCAUCUGA
Molecule: messenger RNA, 2468 nt
Organism: Coregonus clupeaformis (lake whitefish)
Lineage: Eukaryota; Metazoa; Chordata; Actinopteri; Salmoniformes; Salmonidae
Product: semaphorin-4F-like
Exons: 17
Coding region: 12-2468 (818 amino acids)
Biological process (GO): negative regulation of axon extension involved in axon guidance; semaphorin-plexin signaling pathway; axon guidance
Molecular function (GO): semaphorin receptor binding; chemorepellent activity
Source: RefSeq, a predicted model, not a curated record